Molecule: messenger RNA, 435 nt
Organism: Benincasa hispida (wax gourd)
Lineage: Eukaryota; Viridiplantae; Streptophyta; Magnoliopsida; Cucurbitales; Cucurbitaceae
Source: RefSeq, a predicted model, not a curated record
AUGGCUCUUGAGGGACGCCAUAAGUUUGGAUAUUUAACUGGAGAGAUACCACGACUGAAUCCUGGGGAUCCUCAAGAGUGUGUCUGGAAGGCAGAGGAUUCUUUGCUCCGCUCAAUGUUAAUCAGUAGCAUGGAACUACAAAUCGGGAAACCUUUACUCUAUUCAGCCACUGCCCGAGAUAUUAGGGAUGCAGUCCGACGGUUAUAUUCGAGGUGUCAGAACGCAUCCCGCCUAUAUACUCUACGUAAACAGGUUCACGAAUGCAAACAAGGGAGCAUGGAUGUAACGUCAUACUUCAGCAAGAUGUCGUUGUUAUGGCAAGAAAUGGAUCUCUGUCGGGAGAUCAUCUGGAACUGCCCACAAGAUGGAAUUCAAUACUCCAAGAUAGAAGAGGUUGAGCGUGUGUAUGAUUUUCUUACCGGACUACUCUCGUGA